AUGUCCAGCUCAAGCUCCGGUCUUUUUGCCGGCCCACUGUCAUAUCACACUGCAGACACUUCGGUUGACUUUGGCAGUAUUGCACUUUCCUCCGUACUAAGCUCGAGCCUCAGCUCUGUUAGUAUUGGAAUGGGAGGCCAACCUGCCAAGACGGGAGCGGAAGAAGCUGGAGACCAAGAAGGCGGCUCAUCCACAAUGAUGUUACCGGCUUUUAACACCGAUGGUGAUGUCUCAGACGACGACCAUGACUCCUUUGUUGGGUUGCAAAGGCAUCAAACUGGGGACGAAGAAGACCUUCUUUUCGACGAUGGGUACGGCGUCGAUGGCCAACAGCUUCCGGGGCUGGAUGAUAUGCUUGCAGCCCCAGCGCCUGUGGUCAAAUUACGCAAGCCACGUCUGAGUGUGUUUUCGUCUUGCGAAGAUUUGCAGCACGCCUACAAUAUCGCGCCGGUGGUAGAGAGAGAGUACGAACAGUCGAUAAGCAGCGAUAUACUGUCUCACGCGGGGCCUUUCCAGACACAUAGGCCGCGGUCGUCAAGAAGGCAUAGUCCAGCCAGCGGCUCGGAAACAAAGCGUGCCACUGCGUCUAAUCCAGACUAUAUCGGUGGCUUGACGCACACUACUAGCAGUCGCAAACAUCGCCCCCACGCUAUCUACUAUGGCUUACAUCGUCUGGCAAGCAACAUGGGCGAUGAAACUAUUGAGGAAGAGAACAUUGAAAAAUCCGAUGGCGUCUCUGCUGAUCGUCUACGCAAGGAGGUCAAGUCGGAACAUCGAGCCUCAAUCGUCAGCAUGGCAUCAGAGAGCCAUGUUUAUGACCUCCUCAAAACCAUCGCUUCUGACAGCACGGUUGCUGGAAGUGAUGAUGGCGAAGAUUCGCGCCACAAUGAAGCUGAGCUCAGCGAUGACGAGAAAAGUGCAGAUGACGCCCCAUGUGCAGCAGACAGGGAAGACGCCGAUAUCGACCAGAUUCGCGAAGCAUUUCCCAGUAUGUCUUCGGGCGUUGAAGAAGCCCAAGUCUAUGCCAGUUAG
This is a messenger RNA of Grosmannia clavigera kw1407, 1032 nucleotides long. RefSeq lists its product as uncharacterized. The coding region runs from base 1 to 1032 and encodes 343 amino acids. The record is from RefSeq and is a predicted model, not a curated record. NCBI's taxonomy places the organism in Eukaryota, Fungi, Ascomycota, Sordariomycetes, Ophiostomatales, Ophiostomataceae. The transcript has a single exon.